AAUGCUCCCUUUGCGGAUUCGCAUUCUCCUUCACAGCUCUCCGUGCUCCGAAGAAUUUGAUUACCUCCUGAGCGAGGAGGAACAGCGAUCAGCACGCAACCUCCGUUGCUUGCACAGACGGGAGUGGUGGGGGCUUAUGUGAGCCGGAAGCUCCCGGAUCGUCUUUCAGUCGCCGCAGCUCGCUUUGUUGACACCGUUAAGUCGUAGCUGAGAACUCUCUGCAGCCAUGGUGAAAGUGUCGUUUAAUUCGGCCUUGGCGCAGAAAGACGCUGUCAAAAAGGAGAGAGAGAACAGCUGCAGCAGUCAAGUGCUGAUCUUGCCCUCCGAUGCCAAGGAUCCAAGGGAUGUGCUGGCCACUGAGCGAAGAAGGGCUUGGUGUUGGUGUAUAUGUUUUGGAUUACUUUUUCUGCUUGCUAUUGUGAUACUUGGUGUUGCCUAUUUUUACAAGUAUUUUGGAUUCCAGGAGAGUGGUGUUUAUUUCUGUGGGGUAAAAUAUAUUGAAGAUGGUCUAACGCUAACUGAGGCAGAGUCAGAUGCUCCAGCUCCUCAUUAUCAGAUAAUUGAAGAGAACAUUAAGAUCCUCCAAGAGGAGGAGGUUGAAUUCAUCAGUGUGCCUGUUCCAGAAUUUGCAGACAGUGAUCCAGCUGAUAUUGUGCAUGACUUUCAUAGGAGACUUACAGCUUAUCUUGAUCUCAGCCUGGAUAAGUGCUAUGUUAUUCCUCUGAACACGUCAGUUGUAAUGCCACCCAAAAACUUCUUGGAGUUGCUGCUCAACAUCAAGGCUGGAACAUAUUUGCCUCAGUCAUAUUUGAUUCAUGAACAAAUGAUAGUUACUGAUCGUAUAGAAAAUGUGGAUCAGCUGGGCUUUUUUAUUCAUCGCCUAUGUCGUGGCAAAGACACUUAUAAGUUGCAGCACAGAGAAACUCUGAAAGGAAUUCAGAAGCGUGAAGCAAGUAACUGCCGAAAAAUUAGACACUUUGAGAACAGAUUUGCUGUGGAAACACUCAUUUGUGAAGAAUAGUAAGAAAUAAUAUUGUAAUGAAAAACUGAAAAAACACAUUGGCCCUUUGAUUAUAUGUAGUGAUUUUAAAUUUAAAUCAUUUGCUCAAGUAAGCAAAGUGGAAAAGGCUUUAGCCUUGAUAUUUGUUUCAUGAUACACUUUUAUCCUUUUUUUCAUAUUUUGAAGCAUGGUGUCCUCUUUAUGUAUUUGAAUAGCACCUAUAUAAAUUUGUAGUUGUUAGGGCAUUUUAUGUAACAAACCUUGAAAAAAAUAACAGGAAGUCAACAAUGCUUCAUAUCUUAUAGUAAAAUUGCAUAAAAUAAUUCCUCUCACUGGAAAACAAAAAACGCAUGUUUAAAUAGAAUAUGACACUUGAGAUUUUUAACAGCAUAUUCACUAACAACACAAUUAAUGAUAUGGUUGAUUACAGCAUAUUGGUGAAAUAAAAUGCAGUUUCUUUUGUGGUUUUAUGUGUUUUAAUGCAAUUUCAGAUAGUUUGAUUUCCAACUGUAUAUUUAAUAUAACAGCCUGCUGUAACAAAAUCAAGCAGGCACUUCAUGUUAAUGGCAUGUGUAUAAGUUAAGUAUGUGCAAUGGAAAAUAAAUAUUACAAAUCUGUUUGUCUAAA
This is a messenger RNA of Varanus komodoensis (Komodo dragon), 1627 nucleotides long. RefSeq names its product integral membrane protein 2B (gene ITM2B). The coding region runs from base 227 to 1021 and encodes 264 amino acids. Gene Ontology annotation, cellular component: Golgi apparatus; extracellular exosome; plasma membrane. Gene Ontology annotation, molecular function: amyloid-beta binding. The transcript is spliced from 6 exons. The record is from RefSeq and is a predicted model, not a curated record. Gene Ontology annotation, biological process: negative regulation of amyloid precursor protein biosynthetic process. Lineage: Eukaryota; Metazoa; Chordata; Lepidosauria; Squamata; Varanidae.